CUGCCAUCCUCACCUCGAGAUGACCAUGACACUCUUCAGUCCGUGUAGAUGAGCUUGGUCAAUACAACUCGGCUCACCGCAGCCAGCAGCAGUGAUGACGCCCCCUUCUGGAUCCUGCGCCAUCACUCGCCUGCGUCCAUCACCGCACUCGCCUUCCUCAAAGGAAUAUGCAGCCCACCUUCUCAGAGAGGCACAUCGGCAUCAGACGCAAGCACUGACGGUAGUGAUGAAGAGUCCCAAUCUUCCUCCUCCUCCUCAGCCUCCUCGUCCGCUCCUCCGCAGUCCGUCCUGCCUCAGCAAAGUCGCUACCUCCUCAUAGGCGACGCAGACGGCAACGUAUCACUGGUCGACCUCACCUCCUAUAGAGCAGUAGCCCACUGGCAAGCGCACAAAGCAGGGACUUCGAUACUGGGUGUGGAUGAUUGGCCAUACGAGGGAUUAGAUGAGAGGUACAGGCGCAGAGGACGUAGGAGCAGCAAGAAGCUGCGGGUGGUGACGCACGGCAGAGACAAUACACUCAAGAUCUGGUCUCUGAUCGUACCUUCGACCUCUGCUCUUGGUAAAACUCGAGAAGCGCCUCUCGCAGAGCCCAAUUUGCUGCACACACUGCAAGUCAAUGCUCUCAACUUUUGCCGCUUCUCCCUCUUGCCCGUAGAAGCAGGCAAGGGCAAGAGCAGAGGUCAGGGAGGCGCAGAUGCGGUUGGCGAGGAGUCAACAUGCGAAGGGAGUGAAGAAGAGGCAAUGCUGGCGGUGCCCCAUACAUUAGACUCCGGAUACAUCGACAUCUACCACCUCCCCUCAUAUACCAGGCUGCACACCUCCAUCGGUUCGACCUCUUCAGCCACUGCACAAAGGAGAGUAGGCGGUGUGACUCGCGCCCCCAUUGUGAUGGCUAUGCAUCUCUUCCGACUUUGUGCGCAACGAGCAGCAAGCGUGGGCGACGAAGAGGGCAAGGCUGGCACGACGGGAAAAGAGGAGGAGGACAGCGGAAAGGAUAAGGGGACACUUGCAUUACUGGCGGGUCAUGAAGACGGAUCUCUCGUCUUAUGGACACAUCCCGAUGGUAGGAAUGAGGGCAAAGAGCCGCAAACGCAGUGGAAGGAAAGCUGGAGAGCAAAGCCUCACAGGGAGAGUGUCCUCACUCUCUCCAUCCUGAACAUCCCCUCAAGCUCAAGCAUCUACUUUCUCUCCGCAGGCGUCGACGAUCGAGUUGUCCUCGGCAGCGUGGAUCUCCCCUCUCCUUCCUCUCCAAUCUCUGUCCAAAUCCUACACAUCUACACAAUCCCCAAUGCUCGCGGAGGCAAGGCGGCCUCUGCCUUUCUGCCUCUUGCGGCUGGCGUGAGAAUACCAAGUAAGGAGAGCACACAACAGACCCAAGAGGGACAAGAAUCGCGAUGGGAGGGGCAGGGGGAGGGGGAGAGGGAAGAGCUUCGCUUCCUCCUCGGAGCCUGGGACGGGCGGGGUAAAGUGUACUCGUACGAACCGCUCGUCCCGUCCACAUCGACCUCAACCUCGACAUCGACGCCUUCUUCCGCAUCGACGAGGGAGGGUGGGAGCAUUGCGUGCAUCCGUACGCUGCGCUACCACAAGGAGGGGGUGCAGGCUGUGGCUUGUGCUGCGCUUGCUGGAGCAGGAUACGGAGCAGGCGAAAGGGACAAGAACAGGGAGAGGGAGAGGGAAGCGCUGAUUGCUCUAGGGGGAAAGGAGGGAAGAGUGACCCUCUGGCGUGGCUGAGGGUGAGGAUACGUGAGGAUACGUAGGGUGAGAGAUGGAGGGAGAGAAUUGCUUUUUCUAGAGGGGAAUAGUAUUUACUUUCAAUGGCAAUGGCAAUGGCGAUGGCUUUGUGAAGCGUUGUGAAGCUGUAUCGUGCCCUUCUAAUCGCAAUAUCUGAUACUCCUCUGAU
Microstroma glucosiphilum is the source of this 1903-nucleotide messenger RNA. RefSeq lists its product as hypothetical. Gene Ontology annotation, molecular function: protein binding. The transcript is spliced from 4 exons. NCBI's taxonomy places the organism in Eukaryota, Fungi, Basidiomycota, Exobasidiomycetes, Microstromatales, Microstromataceae. The record is from RefSeq and is a predicted model, not a curated record. Bases 49 to 1734 code for a protein of 561 amino acids.